AUGGAAAACGACGACGUUGAAAUGCUUGGUGCAGAUAGCAACGAAGCUGGCUUGGAGUUGGAUGACAUGAAGAAGCGCUUGAAGGAAAUGGAAGACGAAGCUUCUGCUUUGCGAGAGAUGCAGGCCAAGGUCGAGAAGGAAAUGGGAUCUGUGCAAGUUCCUGCUACUGCUGCUGCAAGUCAGAACAAUAAAGAGGAAGUAGAUUCUCGAUCAGUCUUUGUCGGCAAUGUGGACUAUUCAUGUACUCCAGAAGAAGUGCAGCAGCAUUUCCAGUCAUGUGGAACCGUAAACCGAGUCACCAUCCGAACUGACAAGUUUGGCCAACCAAAAGGCUAUGCUUACGUAGAGUUUCUUGAAGUAGAGGCUGUCCAUGAAGCUCUUUUGCUGAAUGAAUCUGAACUGCACGGACGUCAAUUGAAGGUUACUGCUAAGAGGACCAACGUACCAGGAAUGAAGCAAUUUCGUCCUCGCCGGCCUAAUCCUUACCAGGGGUUUCGAGGCAGAGCCCCAUAUGCACCUCCUUUUGCUUAUGCUCCUUUUGGAUAUGGGAAAGUUCCAAGGUUUAGAAUGGGGAUGCGCUAUAGCCCCUACUAUUGA
Molecule: messenger RNA, 597 nt
Organism: Sphenostylis stenocarpa
Lineage: Eukaryota; Viridiplantae; Streptophyta; Magnoliopsida; Fabales; Fabaceae
Source: the annotation of a GenBank genome assembly